GUUGAACCCUGGGAGAGCCUUGCGACUAUAUCCCAUCCUGCUUUUAUGCAGGUUUCAUAAAAUGGUGUUUAUUAGCCGCUGAACCCCCAAGGCAGAUCGUACGACGGACAUGUACACCUCAACACAUCCUCACAAUGAAGCCAUUAACCAUUCUUAGACUUUCGUUAGCCUCCUUUGCGAUCACAACCGUUGCCAAGCAAGUUGGACAUUUCCAGUCGCCGGACUGUGUUGACCCAUCGGGAUUCGAAUCAUGUUACCAAGAUGCCGACCAGGGCUUUACCAGUUGUGUCAAUAACCAUUGUGCUGGAGGAAGCAGAGGAUGUACGGAAUCGUGCAAUGGAGAUCCUGCAUGCGUGCAAUCGAAGUGUCCCGACUUGGGAAUAGAUUGUAUUAACGCCUGCGAGUGCGUGAAGAACACCGACUACAUAGAUUGUGCCGCAACUAGUUGUUGGAAUCAGGUAUAUUCGUGCGAAUAUCAAAAGACUGUCUACGACUUGCUUAACUCCUGCGUGAACACGGAUUACAAAUCAGUCCCUUUUUUCCCGCCUCCUGAUAAUGCCCCCGGUGGCUGCUCCUGUAAUCUGGGCAGAGUGGCUGAGGUCCAAACGGUGGCAGAAAAUGCCAUGAAUAAGUGUUACGACACUAUGAAGCCGGAUUGGCCGUACGAGCAGACCAUGGCCUAUGGGGCUACAUGUCUGUGUUGCGGCCAAAGUUCUUAUAUCUCGUCGAUAUGGGACAUAUGUCCAAAUACAAUACCCGCCUUGCUGGACGCAGAUGCCGUAUAUAAGGCUUUCGUGGAGAACAGUGACUGGAACAAGUGCGGGACGUAUCUUGAUAACGACACUUGUACAGCGGAUCUGGGCUUUAGCAAUUUGACAGCAUUCCACGGUCCAGGGGAGCUACCCCCGAAUGGAACGGAAACAUUGUACAAUACUGGGGGCGUGAUUUCGACACCAAUCAGCGGAAAUACUUUCACUUGGACAAUCCACGACAUUCCACGCCCUAUCACAGCUGCGGCCACCAACAAGGCUGUACCAACAAGAUCAGAAUCCGGUGGUAAGAGUGCCACAGCCACUGCGGAGUCUGGAGCCGGUCAUGAACCUAGACUUUCGCUGUGGACGCUGGUUGGCACAAUUGGUGCUGGAUAUCUGGUUGUCGGAUAGCCAUCAUCUUUGAGUUAAACGUCCAUUCAGUGUAUCUCCAGAAUAACAUUAUAAUCCCAUCCUACCAAAUCGUUACUAGCCUAUUGAACGAAAGCCCUUGAGUACAAGUCAUGAUACCCAGGCGCUGCAUGUAUUGCCGUGAAUAGAUGUUGAACUUCUAUGCAGUCGCAGGAACAGUCAAGUAACAGCUCUCAGGAUCGCGUCAACAGACUAAGUGCGGAAGUGAGAAAUUACUUAUGCGGGCCACAACCGAAUGCAGGAAUUCCGCCUCAGGCAGCAACUGCGCCAACGAUUUCUUUCUCGGCAUCGGAUUUUCCUUUGUACCGGAAU
Aspergillus pseudotamarii is the source of this 1493-nucleotide messenger RNA. RefSeq lists its product as uncharacterized. The record is from RefSeq and is a predicted model, not a curated record. The coding region runs from base 135 to 1163 and encodes 342 amino acids. The transcript is spliced from 3 exons. Lineage: Eukaryota; Fungi; Ascomycota; Eurotiomycetes; Eurotiales; Aspergillaceae.